UCCGUUUGUCGCGUCAGCAGGCAGCCUCCUCCUGCCCGAGAUCUAGAGCAGAGCAGCAGCAGUUAUAGCGCCAGACAGCCAGCCACCAUCUCCACCAUCUUCCUCCUCCUACUCCGAUCGCAUUCGCAUCGCCAUCCCCCGCCGCCUGCUCCACGAUAAUCUGUAGGAAAUGGCUGACGGUGAGGACAUCCAGCCUCUUGUCUGUGACAAUGGCACUGGAAUGGUCAAGGCCGGUUUCGCUGGAGAUGAUGCGCCAAGGGCUGUUUUCCCUAGCAUAGUUGGUCGCCCUCGCCACACUGGUGUUAUGGUAGGGAUGGGACAGAAGGAUGCCUAUGUUGGUGAUGAGGCACAGUCCAAGAGAGGUAUCCUCACGCUGAAAUACCCAAUUGAGCAUGGUAUUGUAAGCAACUGGGAUGACAUGGAGAAGAUCUGGCAUCACACUUUCUACAACGAGCUCCGUGUGGCACCUGAGGAGCAUCCUGUGUUGCUCACUGAAGCUCCUUUGAACCCAAAAGCCAACAGAGAGAAGAUGACGCAGAUUAUGUUCGAGACUUUCAAUGUUCCUGCAAUGUACGUUGCAAUCCAGGCGGUGCUUUCCCUCUAUGCUAGUGGUCGUACUACUGGUAUUGUUCUCGACUCUGGUGAUGGUGUGAGCCACACUGUGCCCAUUUAUGAAGGAUAUGCGCUUCCUCAUGCCAUUCUUCGUCUGGAUCUUGCUGGUCGGGAUCUCACUGAUUCCCUCAUGAAGAUCCUGACUGAGAGGGGUUACUCCUUCACAACCUCUGCUGAGCGGGAAAUUGUAAGGGACAUCAAGGAGAAGCUUGCAUACGUAGCCCUUGAUUAUGAACAGGAGCUGGAAACUGCCAAGAACAGCUCCUCGGUUGAGAAGAGCUAUGAGCUGCCCGACGGUCAAGUGAUCACGAUCGGUGCCGAGAGGUUCAGGUGCCCUGAGGUCCUCUUCCAGCCAUCCAUGAUUGGCAUGGAGUCUUCUGGAAUCCAUGAGACCACCUACAAUUCCAUCAUGAAGUGCGACGUGGAUAUCAGGAAGGACCUGUACGGAAACAUCGUGCUCAGUGGGGGUACAACUAUGUUCCCAGGCAUUGCUGACCGUAUGAGCAAGGAGAUCACCGCCCUGGCUCCGAGCAGCAUGAAGAUCAAGGUCGUUGCUCCGCCUGAGAGGAAGUACAGUGUCUGGAUCGGAGGGUCCAUUCUAGCCUCGCUCAGUACCUUCCAACAGAUGUGGAUAUCGAAGGACGAGUACGACGAAUCUGGCCCGGCGAUCGUCCACAGGAAGUGCUUCUGAUUUCCGCGAGUGUGCCAUCGUUACCAUCUAGUCUUGUGUCAUGUUUGGUUCAUUCUUCUAGAUAUGUAUUGCAGAUUUGCAAGCUAUGUUUAUUUUUUUUCUUCCAGACAUGAGUACUCAGGAUAUGGUCAUGCCACUAUUAUAUAUGUGGUGGCUCCAUGUGCAAGUACACUAUCUAUGUUUGUGCAUGUCAGUAUGUGACUAUGUGUUUGUGAGAUCAGUUGUCAAACUUGCUUGGUUUGAUUUGUGGGAGCUGUCUGUCUGUAAUAGCUGACAAUUCUAUGAAUGCUCUAAGGGGAGUAUUAUGCUAAAUUUUGGAUUUGUUUGGGUCUGGAA
Brachypodium distachyon (stiff brome) is the source of this 1639-nucleotide messenger RNA. Its product is annotated as actin-97. NCBI's taxonomy places the organism in Eukaryota, Viridiplantae, Streptophyta, Magnoliopsida, Poales, Poaceae. The record is from RefSeq and is a predicted model, not a curated record. Bases 170 to 1303 code for a protein of 377 amino acids. The transcript has 5 exons.